AUGAAUCCAAAAAUCGUUGCCACUUCUUCUACCACUACUACCAACGCUACUGAAAAACCUUCCGGAGGAGAUCCAACCAAUUAUUGCUCUAUAAUGCAAUCCUCAAGACCUAUUAUUCUUGGAGCAACCGAGAAACCCUCAGGUGGUGAUCCAACCAACUACUGCUCUAUCAUGUCUUGUAUUAGUCAAGUUUUAUCAACAAAACCAACUUGCCCGGUUGAUCGUUCUAUUCUUUCAGAUGCUUCUUCCGAACUCAAGUCUGCCUCAAAAAUUAUUUCUAAUAUGGUUAAUGAGUUGUUGGUAUAUUGCCUUAAUAAAGAUUUAGGUUGUACUUAUAAGGGACAACGUCAAUUAAUAAACUUACAUUUGAAAGAAGAAUGCAAGUUUAUCUCACUUGAAUGUUUAAAUGAAGAAUGUACAGAAAUUGUGAUGAAAAAAGAUUUGAUGAAACAUAUGGAGAAUUGCAAGAAGACAAUUUGUAAUGAAGUAGAAGAUGAUAAAGUAGAAGAAUGUUCAUAUUGUAAUAAAAAAUAUUCAUCAUCAUUAAUUUUUUUACAUAUUGAAGAAUGCCCAAAUAAGAUAGUAACAUGUUUAUAUGCAGAAUUUGGAUGUUCAUGGGUGGGAAAUCAACAUGAAUUGAAAAAUGAACAUAUAAAUUUAUGUUCAUAUGGAUCAUUAAAAAAUUUCUUUGUCAAAUACAAACAACGAAUGGAAUCUUUAGAACAUGAAAAUCAACAACUCAAAUCGUCAGUUCAAGAACUUCAAAAUAAAGUUCAAUCACUACAAGAUCAAAUAACAGAGAUAUCAGAUUGUGUAUCAUCUUCUUCAGUAAUUCCUUCACUUUCAUCGUACUAUUUGAACUAUUCAAACCAUUCAAAUCUAUUAAACUCUAACAAAGAUAUCAUUGUUGAAAAUACAAGUUCAGGGGAUAGAAGAGUUCUACCACCACCUCCAUUAUCUAUUUCAUCUAUUUCCCCAUCUAUUUUAACCACACAUGAACUUUUAUUAUCAGAUAAUGAUCAUUUAAAGAAUGAAGUUGAAACAUUAAAUGUUAAUUUAGCAGAUUUAGAAUUAAGACAGAAUGUAGCAUUAAUGACAGAAAGUUCAAGAAUUCAGGAAGAACUUCAAAGCGUAAAAAAUUUAUGUCAUGGAUUAAGAAUGCAAAUGCAUUAUUUAUUAAUGGAAAGACGAGGUGAUGGUAACGAAGCAACAACUUCAACAACUCCCGUAACAAGAACUACUGGACUCAUAAGACCAAAUAAUAAUGUUAACGGAAGCAUUAAAGGUAAUAAUAAUAAUAAAAACAAGUCAACGAAUGGACAUUUUACAUCGUUACAGAAAUUGGGUACUAUGGGAACUGAUCUACCACGUCAAGAAAAACUUUGA
Diversispora eburnea is the source of this 1386-nucleotide messenger RNA. NCBI's taxonomy places the organism in Eukaryota, Fungi, Glomeromycota, Glomeromycetes, Diversisporales, Diversisporaceae. The record is from the annotation of a GenBank genome assembly.